Molecule: messenger RNA, 2098 nt
Organism: Botrytis cinerea B05.10
Lineage: Eukaryota; Fungi; Ascomycota; Leotiomycetes; Helotiales; Sclerotiniaceae
Exons: 2
Coding region: 1212-1751 (179 amino acids)
Source: RefSeq, a predicted model, not a curated record
GAAACGAUUUUGUGGAAGAGUUGCGCGCUGGUAAGCUAGGUAUGGGAGACCAGAGCUUUAUGCCGAAGGCAAAAAGAAUGACCGAAUGAGGAGGCGAGUUGAACUUUCACCCGAACUUCAAUCUGACCCAUUCUAAAAACAAGAUACUCGAAUGUAAGAAUAAUCACGGGAGUUGUGAGUCAAAACAAUCAGACGUAGACAACAGUAGAAAGAUAAAGGUAUUGAGAAGUCGCGAUACUCAGUAUCCAGUGUAUCGAUCUUCUCACUCAUACAGCAGGGAAGUCCUUUGCUGAUACAAUGAAACUUUUCACAUACGUAGGCACGCAGAGGCAUCUGAGACAUCACUCUCUGGCCGGAAAUGACGAGAAAAGCAGAUAUACACGGAGAGCAGAAAGGGUACCAUUUGACCGACCGAUAAGAAAACGGACUGGAUUGCAACAGAAAGCCGUCAGAAUGAAUCACCCACUCAGGAUCCCUAAAUUCCUUUUCUUUCCCUUCCUUUUCAAAAAUUAUCUUCACUCCCGAACUAAGGAUAUGAGAUUAAUUUUCACUCUAUCAACAAUGCAAUCAAGGGGGAAAGCUUCAACCAAAGUCCGCAUCAUUACCGAACAGAUAGAGACUUUUACUGCUCUCGGAUAUUGACGAAACAAUUAUCAAAAUAAGACUUUCCCGUCAGACUGCUGCAGCAAAAAUAGAAACUUUGACAAUUACAUGAACAUCACCACACACCACAUGAAGCAUGGCUAACGACGCAACUGCAUGACCAAAGCCCAUCACCAGAACUCCAUGUCCGAGAAAUGCAUAAAUAAUGAAUAGGGAUCUCCCAAGACCGGAAAAUUCGGAGUGUCGGAUGCACAUUCUCUCCCGUGGUAGUCCAACCAACCACACCUACAACAUGUGACCAUGGAUCAGCUCAAUCUUUUGUUGCACGUCUGAAAGAUGCCCUCUUGUGUUACUCUGCACGGCUAAAAGUCGGACUUAUCUCGACCACAAAACUCCACCAUAUCUUUUUCUAGCCUCACACUAUUCAUACAAGGGCCUCGGCUUACAUACAUGCAUACCUACAUAGCCACAUAGCCACAAUUUAAUGCGCUCAUUUCCUUCCGCAAAACCUCACAUACAAUCAACUUUAUCCCUCACUCACCACCAUCUCCCCCCAAACAUCAACCAUACCCAAACCGCAGCCUCCGCACGCAAAACCCAAGGCAAAAAUGGCCAACUCCCAAGUUCCCAAUCUCAAUUUCGGAAGCCCAAUCAUCUUCUUCGAUUCCAAUCCCGAAAUGCAACAGACCUACAUCGGGUCAUGUUUUACCUCUCUGAAGGAAACGCUCAAGACCUCCUGGACCGGCGAAGUGCGCAAGUUCCACAACCCAGGAACCCUGCGCAUCAUCUUCUGGACGCCCGAGGGAAAAGAAUGCAUCAAGGACUACGAUUUGCACGAAUACAAAUUGGUGCGGGACGCGUGGGAAUCGCUGUUCAAUCUGCCGGAUGUGAAGCGCGCGAUUGUCAUGGGUUAUAGCGGACAGAAUCCGUAUGUGAAGGACUUUGGAGAGAAGAAUCCGUGGGAGGAUAAGAUCGAGAGGGAGAAGAUGAGACAGAGGAGGAGUGAACAGAUGCAGGGGGAGAGUAAGGAGGGGAGGACGGGUAAGGAGAUUGAUAUCAAGCGGGUGAUUGACAAGACGGAGGAAGCGGAGGUGAAGAAGAUUGCGGAGCAGAUUGGAAAGGUGCCAAUGAAACUUGAGGAGGUGUAAUGGAGAAGGGUUGAGGAGGAAUAUAUCGCCGUGUGCGAAGAAUGUUAAUAUCGAAAGUUUUCAUGUCACAAUAGGGGUCAAGGAGUUUUCGGAACUUGCGGAGAUAAUGGAGAGGGUAUUGGAUAUAUGGCGUAUUUGGAAAUGAACACAAGCAUGACAGAAGACGAACUCGUCCAUAUAUUGGAUGAUAUGGGUUGAAUAUAAGAGGGUGGAUUUCACGGAAUAUAAAUCUCAAAAAUAUUAAUUGUUGAAGGAGGGACUGUUGUGAAGCGGAACAUAGUAUCAUUAUCUGUUAGUAUUGCAAUUCCAAUAUAGAAUUUAAAUACUCGAAUGAUUUUUCUCUCCCA